GAUAGACCUAUCAAACACAGUAAUGAGCCUCCCCGAUAUGUUUCCGAAAAGACAAUGAUGUAAUCAUUAGGCCUACUCCAGCACAUCAUAUCCGUAUCUGUCACUUGAGCCCUUGGAUGCGCCUCUGUCCUGCCAGCCUGGUCGACUCGCCUACACUGCCAGUUGUGUUGCACUCCCCCAUCUGGCAUAGACAAGGCGCAGCGCGCCUCAGAGAAAGAAACUGACGUGUUUUGCGCAUUUCCUGCACCAGUGUUUAGACGGUCGGAGGAGAAAAGGGAGGUGUGCAGGAAACCAACAACAGCAACGGCGAGAAAACAGCCUGGGAGUAUAAGGAGCGAACAGAAACCAAGAACAGCAACGACGAGAAAACAGCCUGGGAGUUUAAGGAGCAAACUGAAACCAAGUACAGCAACGGCAAGAAAACAGCCUGGGAGUAUAAGGAGCGAACAGAAAUCAAGAAAACCACAACAGUCGACCUGCAACUAUACACUGCUUGAGCAAUUCACAAGUCGGGUAGCCGGUUUGGGAAACAUCCCAGAUGCUCGGCGAGGAGGCAGCAGUCUCUCCCAACCGUGGAAUACGAGUGUUUCCAAAGCCUAGUGGAGUUGCCGAGGAUAGUUUUGAUAUAUUUUGCUCUGUCGUGUUGCGGUUUGGGUAGGCUGUUGACAUUCCAACUGCUGCAUGGUCGUAUUUUUCCUUCAUAUAAGCUUCUCAAGACGUGUAUUUAUUAUAUUCAAAAGAAAGGCUUUGUCUGGUUAAACGCCAAAUGUGGAUUAUCAUUGGGAAAUCCAAGGCUGCCAGAGAGCAAAAACGAGACAAUUUACUCUCACUAGACUGUUUCGGGAGGACUGAUUUGCAUCCGAUUGGUAGGCUAUGUGUGUACUAGAGUGAGACGGGACAGCAUUUUCCCGUUACAUUCAAGUCUCAACCCAUUCAAACCGUGGUCUUAAUUUGAGGAUUCAAACAAUACAUAAAACUAGGACAAAUGAUUUAUGACCAGUUGAAGUGUUUGGGUUAAAGGAAUAUAUUGUAAACAACCACUCUUGUUCCAAGUCCUAUUGAGGAGGAUUACAUCACCGCCAUGGUGGUUUUCAAUGGGUUAUUGAAGAUCAAGAUUUGUGAGGCGUUGGACUUGAAACCGACAGCUUGGUCUCUCAGGCAUGCGGUCGGCCCAAAGACCCAGACUUUUCUCUUAGACACAUACAUUGCACUAAACGUGGAUGACUCGCGUGUGGGCCAAACUUCCACCAAACAGAAAACCAACAGCCCUGCGUGGAACGACGAGUUCGUUACGGAGGUGCAUGACGGAAGGAAAAUCGAACUGUCGGUGUUUCACGACGCGCCAAUUGGAUAUGACGAUUUCGUGGCCAACUGCAUCAUACAGUUCGAAGAUAUAUUGCAGAAUGGCAGUAAGCACUACGAGGAAUGGAUUGACUUGGAGCCUGAGGGGAAGGUGUACGUCAUCAUGGACCUGUCUGGAUCCUCUAGUGAAGCUCCAGGCUCCAGUGAGAAUGCAGAGGAGCGUGUGUUUCGGGAGCGCAUGCGGCCUAGGAAGAGGCAGGGUGCCGUACGAAGGAGGGUCCAUCAGGUCAACGGACACAAGUUCAUGGCCACCUACCUGCGGCAGCCUACCUACUGCUCCCACUGCAGAGACUUUAUAUGGGGUGUGAUUGGGAAACAGGGCUACCAGUGUCAAGUGUGCACAUGUGUAGUCCAUAAGCGCUGCCACGAGCUCAUCAUCACAAAAUGUGCUGGGAUGAAGAAAGACAAAGAGGACACCACACCAGAGGAGGUUGGGUCCCAGCGGUUCAGCGUUAAUAUGCCUCAUAAAUUUGGAAUUCACAACUUCAAAGUCCUAACCUUCUGUGACCACUGUGGAUCGCUACUGUGGGGCCUGCUCAGACAAGGGCUGCAAUGCAAAGUCUGUAAGGUGAAUGUACACAGACGCUGUGAAAGUAACGUGGCUCCUAACUGUGGGGUAGACGCGAGGGGCAUCGCCAAGGUCCUUUCUGACCUGGGGGUCACACCAGACAAGAUCUCCAGCAGUGCCCAGAGGAGGAAAAAGAUAACCCAAGAACCCCAGCAGCCGUUGCCAUGCACCCCCCAGGCAGAGGAGGACCGAUCCAAAUCAGCCCCCACCUCCCCAUGUGACCAAGACCUGAAAGAGUUGGAGAACAUACGCAAGGCGCUGUCGUUUGACCAACGUGGACAGGAACACAAGUCGGCCUCGUCCUCUUCUUCCAGCAAGGUGGCGGUGGGUUCAGAGGGGGGCGAGGCCCGGGAGAAUGGAGAGCUCAAGACUGUCCAGACCAAGAGGAUGACGCUGCAGAACUUCCUCUUCAUCAAGGUCCUAGGCAAAGGCAGCUUCGGAAAGGUGAUGCUGGCUGAGCUGAAAGGGACAGAUGAAGUGUAUGCUGUGAAGGUGUUGAAGAAAGAUGUGAUCCUGCAGGAUGAUGAUGUGGACUGUACCCUGACAGAGAAACGCAUCCUGGCCCUGGCUAGGAAACACCCCUACCUGACCCAGCUCUUCUGCUGCUUCCAGACCAAGGACCGUCUGUUCUUUGUGAUGGAGUAUGUAAAUGGAGGAGACCUGAUGUUUCAGAUCCAGCGCUCCAGGAAGUUUGACGAGACGCGCUCUCGCUUCUAUGCCGCCGAAGUCACUUCUGCCCUCAUGUUCCUUCACCAACAUGGAGUAAUCUACAGAGAUCUGAAACUGGAUAACAUUCUGCUGGAUGCACAGGGCCACUGUAAACUGGCUGACUUUGGCAUGUGUAAGGAGGGGAUCCUCAAUGGAGUUACCACCACCACCUUCUGUGGAACCCCAGACUACAUCGCUCCAGAGAUCCUACAGGAGCUGGAAUAUGGCCCCUCUGUGGACUGGUGGGCUCUGGGGGUGCUUAUGUACGAGAUGAUGGCUGGCCAGCCCCCCUUUGAGGCCGACAAUGAGGAUGACCUGUUUGAGUCCAUUCUCCACGAUGAUGUCCUCUACCCAGUGUGGCUAAGCAAGGAGGCCGUCUCCAUCCUCAAAGCGUUCAUGACGAAGAGUCCAAACAAGCGUCUGGGCUGUGUGAUCACCCAGGGCUUGGAGGAGGCCAUCAAGGUUCAUCCCUUCUUCAAGGAGAUGGACUGGGUUCUGCUGGAGCAGAAGAGGGUCAAACCACCCUUCAAACCUCGCAUUAAAACAAAAAGGGACGUGAACAACUUUGACCAGGACUUCACCCGCGAGGAGCCUGUCCUCACCCCUGUAGAAGACGCCAUUAUUAAGCAGAUCAACCAAGACGAGUUCAAGGGUUUCUCCUACUUUGGAGGGGAGGAGAAUCUGUCCUAAGGCCUGCACACACACCAGACACACAUACAUGCAGGAACACUUGACAUACACACACAUUUGCGAACACACAUACAAACAUACAUACAUGCAAACCAAUGUAUUUUCUCCCAUGCAGACAUACAGAAUUAUAAAAUACACACAGAGUAAAUUAUUACUUUCACACACUCAUUUAAAACUCCGGCCUCAGAUUAGUACCAAGUUCAAAACCUAAACCAGACCAUCUACAGCGCUCUACCAGUAUAUCUGCCUGUAUGUGUCUGUCCAUCAGUGCAUGUUUUCUGGUCCAGAUCAGAGUGGUGGAUCAAACCAAACUCCUUGUGGUGGAGGGUGGCCCUAGGAUUAGCCCCCUGACACUGAAUAUAGCCAGGCCCUUGCCCCCCUGGUCCGGGCUGAUAACAGUGAUGAAAGCUCCUCACAGUCCAGCCCCAAAUGGUCACAAGGCCCUUUCCAGUGGACUAUGAAAUGUACAGGGAAUGUUUGUGUGACGGUGUCAACUUUUUGUGUAUAUAAGGAUUUAAAGGUCAGGGGUUAUGUGUGCUUUGGGCAGGGGUCUUGUUCGACAUGGUCUCCUUACGAUAUGUCAGACUUUCAACUGUUUUGUCAACCAUCCUAGUUCCUUAGUGAGUAUAUGAUACUGAAAUAAUUAUAUUAUUAUAUGAAUCUGUAAUUUCUUAAGCUGUCCUGUAAAUCUCUCAAUGUACUAGAAUGGCCUCCUUCUCUGCCAUGUUUAAACUGGAUGUACUAGAAUGUCCUCCUCCUCUGCCAUGUUUAAACUGGAUGUACUAGAAUGUCCUCCUUCUCUGCCAUGUUUAAACUGGAUGUACUAGAAUGUCCUCCUCCUCUGCCAUGUUUAAACUGGAUGUACUAGAAUGUCCUCCUCCUCUGCCAUGUUUAAACUGGAUGUACUAGAAUGUCUUCCUCCUCUGCCAUGUUUAAACUGGAUGUACUAGAAUGUCCUCCUCUACCAUGUUUAAACUGGAUGUACUAGAAUGUCCUCCUCCUCUGCCAUGUUUAAACUGGAUGUACUAGAAUGUCCUCCUCUGCCAUGUUUAAACUGGAUGUACUAGAAUGUCCUCCUCUACCAUGUUUAAAUGCAAAAAAACGAAUCCAUAGAACCAAUGAUUGUAUUUAAAAAGCUAAAACCAAUUGGUUCACAGUGUCAAUAAGUUUCAAAGUUUCCUCAAGAUCAGAAUGACGGCAGAAUUAGAACAAGUCCAUGUACAUGAAAUGCCUGUUGUGUGUAGCUGCAGAUCAGUUACAUAUUGUAGAUAUGCCCACAGUGUUAUGGUAGUCUAGCUUCAUGUGCUCCAAAUGAAUGUCAUGGGUUUCAAUGUGAACGAUUGUGCUUGUAUGCAUGAGUGAUGGUGGGGAUGCAACUGAAUGUAUUUUUUGUAUUUGUUUUUGUUUUUGUGUGUGUGUGUCAGUAAGUAUACUGCACGUAUGCUAGUUUGUGCGAGUCUGUUUGUGCGUGUGCGACAUAGGCAGUGGGUUCAUGAGAAGGGCCCUCUUGAAGCUUUAACAUUUCAUUGUGUCUGUUUUAUUUCAUUGUGUGUUUUAUUUCAUUUUGUGUUUUAUUUGUCGUGAUUUUACUGAAUUGUCUUGUUGCUCAGUGUCUGAAAUCCUGGAUUUCCCUGCUAUGCAACAAGACUCACAAUCAUGUGGGGGAAGGCAUCACCAGUUGGCCGUGUCGUUCCCUCUGUACAGACCACCUUGUAUAUAGAAGCCUGUGGACUUCUUGGAGAAAUAGAGGUAUCAUCUAUUGCAUGGUUAUGCAUUUGAUGUUAUUGUGUAUUACUAGAAUAUGAAAAAGUGACAAUGUCCAUGUGCAAUAUUCUAUGUCUGUCUGUCUGUUUUUGGUUUCCUUUGCUUUCUUGCCAGGUGUCUUCGCUGUUCUUCCUCCCACUGACUAUUUGCUGUUGUUUUGUAUGGUUUUUACAGUGUAUGCAUGGCUGUUUUCAUUUGCCUGUCUUUAACCCCAUUGAUAGCCAUGUCUAUGUGCUUCCUUCAGAAUGCUCCAUCAAACCACCUCACCACCCCUCUCCUUGCCCUCUCCUUGCCUUCUCCUUGCCUUCUCCUUGCCCUCUCCUUGCCCUCUCCUUGCCCUCUCCUUGCCCUCUCCUUGCCUUCUCCUUGCCUUCUCCUUGCCCUCUCCUUGCCCUCUCCUUUCCCUCUCCUUGCCCUCUCCUUGCCUUCUCCUUGCCUUCUCCUUGCCCUCUCCUUGCCUUCUCCUUGCCCUCUCCUUGCCCUCUCCUUGCCUUCUCCUUGCCCUCUCUCAACUCUUUUGAAGAAAGGUCAACAUUUCUUAUAGCAUAUCUCUUUAAAAAGGUCAACAUUUUCUGUAGCAUAUUUCUUUAAAAAGGUCAACAUUUUCUAUAGCAUACUUCUUUAAAAAGGUCAACAUUUCCUAUAGCAUAUCUCUUUAAAAAGGUCAACAUUUUCUAUAGCAUACUUCUUUAAAAAGGUCAACAUUUCCUAUAGCAUAUCUCUUUAAAAAGGUCAACAUAUCCUAUAGCAUAUCUCUUUAAAAAUGUCAACAUAUCCUAUAGCAUAUCUCUUCAAAAAGGUCAACAUUUCCUGUAGCAUAUUAGAAAAGGUAAACAUUUCCUGUAGCAUAUAUCUUAUAAAAGUCAACAUUUCCUAUAGCAUAUCUCUUUAAAUAAGGUCAACAUUUCCUGUAGCAUAUUAGAAAAGGACAACAUUUCCUGUAGCAUAUAUCUUAUAAAAGUCAGCAUUUCCUAUAGCAUAUCUCUUUUAAAAAGGACAACAUUUCCUGUAGCAAAUCUCUUUAGAAAGUAAACAUUUUCUAUAGCAUAUCUCUUUAAAAAAGGACAACAUUUCCUGUAGCAUAUCUCUUUAGAAAGUCAACAUUUCCUAUAGCAUAUCUCUUUAAAAGAGGUCAACAUUUCCUAUAGCAUAUCUCUUCAAAAAGGUCAACAUUUCCUGUAGCAUAUCUCUUUAAAAAGGUCAACAUUUCCUAUAGCAUAUCUCUUUAAAAGAGGUCAACAUUUCCUAUAGCAUAUCUCUUUAAAAAAGGUCAACAUUUCCUAUAGCAUAUCUCUUUAAAAGAGGUCAACAUUUCCUAUAGCAUAUCUCUUCAAAAAGGUCAACAUUUCCUAUAGCAAAUCUCUUUAAAAGAGGUCAACAUUUCCUAUAGCAAAUCUCUUCAAAAAGGUCAACAUUUCCUAUAGCAUAUCUCUUUAAAAGAGGUCAACAUUUCCUAUAGCAAAUCUCUUUAGAAAGUCAACAUUUCCUAUAGCAUAUCUCUUUAAAAGAGGUCAACAUUUCCUAUAGCAUAUCUCUUUAAAAGAGGUCAACAUUUCCUAUAGCAUAUCUCUUUAAAAAAGGACAACAUUUCCUGUAGCAUAUCUCUUUAGAAAGUCAACAUUUUCUAUAGCAUAUCUCUUUAAAAGAGGUCAACAUUUCCUAUAGCAUAUCUCUUCAAAAAGGUCAACAUUUCCUAUAGCAUAUCUCUUUAAAAGAGGUCAACAUUUCCUGUAGCAUAUCUCUUUAGAAAGUCAACAUUUCCUAUAGCAUAUCUCUUUAAAAGAGGUCAACAUUUCCUAUAGCAUAUCUCUUCAAAAAGGUCAACAUUUCCUGUAGCAUAUCUCUUUAAAAAGGUCAACAUUUCCUAUAGCAUAUCUCUUUAAAAGAGGUCAACAUUUCCUAUAGCAUAUCUCUUUAAAAAAGGUCAACAUUUCCUAUAGCAUAUCUCUUUAAAAGAGGUCAACAUUUCCUAUAGCAUAUCUCUUCAAAAAGGUCAACAUUUCCUAUAGCAAAUCUCUUUAAAAGAGGUCAACAUUUCCUAUAGCAUAUCUCUUCAAAAAGGUCAACAUUUCCUAUAGCAAAUCUCUUUAAAAGAGGUCAACAUUUCCUAUAGCAAAUCUCUUCAAAAAGGUCAACAUUUCCUAUAGCAUAUCUCUUUAAAAGAGGUCAACAUUUCCUGUAGCAUAUCUCUUUAGAAAGUCAACAUUUCCUAUAGCAUAUCUCUUUAAAAGAGGUCAACAUUUCCUAUAGCAUAUCUCUUCAAAAAGGUCAACAUUUCCUAUAGCAUAUCUCUUUAAAAGAGGUCAACAUUUCCUAUAGCAAAUCUCUUUAGAAAGUAAACAUUUCCUAUAGCAUAUGUCUUUAAAAGAGGUCAACAUUUCCUAUAGCAUAUCUCUUUAGAACAUUAAUAUUACCAAAGGUAGUAAAUCUAUUGGAUUCAUGAAGCUUAUAGAAACCAUCGACCUUCUUAAUGCAUUCAAGCCAAAUAACUCUCUGGCCAAGAUACUGUAUGUGUUAUUGUAAGCCUACACCAAAUCAAGGUCAAGUCAAAUCUACUGGCAGAUUCUGUCAGUAGAACACAAAAAGAACAAUGUUGGUUUGUUAUGAUAUUGCAAGUUGUACAGUCCAUUUUAGAGUAGAAACUUGAAAGUAACUUUCAAAUGUUGGAUUCAUAACAGUAGGACUAUUUGCAAUUGAAGAGGUAGUGUAGUAGUGAUAGUAUGAAUACUGUAGAAGUAGCAGUAGCAGUUGUUAUUGUAGUAGUAGUAGUUAUUGUAGUAUUAUUAGUAGCAUGUAUAACAGUGCUAGCUCCACUAGUAGUAGCACUUAUGGUAUGGGGAGCAGGAGUAACUGUAGCAACAGUGGUUGUAACAGCGUUAAUAGGUGACGGUAUCAUGGAAUCAACUGUCAAAGCAAUACUGAUGCCCCUGCCCCACACACACACACCACUGCAUGAAGGCCGCUCAUACACCCAAAGCAACCACACCUUUGACACACCUGCACCUGUGUCAAUGAAUCACAUGACCCCCAACAUGAGAACAGUGUUAAAGAGAGGACAUUUGUGUUUUGUUUUGUAAGAUGGCAGACCCCCGUCCUACUCCGACCCAUACGGACGGUGUCCCUAGAGGUCCAAAAUGCCGCAUGCCAAAUCCUUAACUCCAACUUUCCAUGGUCCUUCUUUUAUUGUGUACUUUUUAAACUGUUUGUAAAAGGAAGAGAAAAACUCAUAGGAAACCCAUUUGUCUGUUGUAAAGUCAGUGAAGCAGAUGAAUGAGUACAAUGUACAUUGUUGAAGAAGUACCUCUGGCGGAGUAUUAUGUGUUUGUUACAUACAGUAGAAUAAAAGACACAGCAGUGGGUCACAUGCAUUAUAUUACUGUAUGUACCUCUGUACAUGUAGUGUUUCCUAAUGGAGACUACGUCUGUAAUAAAAGCAUGCUCAAUUAAGAAUAUCUAUUGGAAUGUCUUUUUAAUCCAGGACUACACUGAUUCUGGGUCUGGGAAUCUGGACAAUAGUAUUGGAUUUCUGGUUUCUGUAUUGUGAAGCUUUCUAUGUACAGUUUGUCACCUGACUGUUUUAUUUUCAAGUCGUGUGGCAUUCAUUAUUGUAUGUCAUUGUAAGCAUUUUGCUGUGUGCCAAAUUUAUUCUAAAGGAUGUGAAUGUGUACUGUUGGUUUUUGGAACUUAUUAAAUAUAAUGAUGUCAAAACAAA
Messenger RNA from Salvelinus fontinalis (brook trout), 8804 nucleotides. RefSeq names its product protein kinase C epsilon type. Gene Ontology annotation, biological process: protein phosphorylation. Bases 1082 to 3328 code for a protein of 748 amino acids. The transcript has 15 exons. Gene Ontology annotation, molecular function: ATP binding; diacylglycerol-dependent serine/threonine kinase activity. Lineage: Eukaryota; Metazoa; Chordata; Actinopteri; Salmoniformes; Salmonidae. The record is from RefSeq and is a predicted model, not a curated record.